UGGCCCAGCCCCUCCGUUUUAGUUCGUCCCUCCUCCUGCUCCCUUCCUCUCCUGCCUCAGCCGAACGGUGCCGCGACUGCUUCUCGAAGGGGAGAGCCGCUGAGUCGGCGACGGCUGUUGCUCUUGAUCCUGACGAGGCUCCGGAGCAAAUCCGAUGGCGAGCUAGAGAUCGGGACAACGAUCCACCGCUUGACCUGAAAAUUGGCGUGCGGGGAGAUCUUGUCGGUGAUCCGGUCGAUCCUCAACUUCUCCAUCUCCCCUUCGAUUGUCCUUCAUCAACACAGCUUGUUCAUGGAGGUCUGAGGUUCUGAGCUUCAGCGAGGUCCAGCUGUCCAGGGGAGUUCUCGGGGAUGGGAGUUCUUGGGGAGUCGGGGUCCAGGGAGACGACUAAGAGUGAGGCUGACGAAGAGCCAGAGUUUGACCAGCACAAAUAUAGCUCAAAACUUGAGCUAACAUUGCAGGAAAGGACAAAGAAGAGUUCUCGGAGAGUCAGGGAGAUGAAGAAGAGUUCUCGGGGAGCUUUUGAGCUUCAGUUCAGGGUGUGGUGUGCGUGAGUGAGGGGGAGGAAGGAGAGGAGACGAAGAUGAAGAGGGAAAUCGAUGUUCAAGGCGCUCAAGCUCAGCGUGGAGGCCUCCCCGGACCGCCUCCCCUGCUCCAAGAACAUGGAUGAGCCUCCCCCUGUGUCCUACUCCCUCAUGGCCAAGAUCAACAGUGAAAAGGAGCCCUCCUGAUAGCUGCCACUUGCAUUAUCAGAUUCACCACAGCUCGCAGCAGCAGACAACAACGGCUUCACCUUCGGCUAUUGUCAAGGUCGAGCUCAAGCACUUUCUCCUCAGGAGCUAUGACAUAAACCUGGCGAUUGUGCUCCCGUCCGCCCCACAGGCUUCCCACCUCUUUAACUUCAAAUCGAGCUAUCCACCACCUGUCUUCCUCUGCAAGCUGACGACGGACAGCAGCGAGCAGGCAGACUGGGUCUUUGGCUUUCCCUUUGCAUGCAGCGAGGACGGAGAUGAGAAUUGCAGCAGAAUCGGGGAAGUUCUCGCGAGAAAGUUCGGCAGGAACCCACUUAUCAUCGGGGUGUGCCCGAAGGGCGAUGUCCAGAGAAUUCCACUUAUCAUCGUGGUGUGCUCGAAGGGCAUUCUCAAGAGAAUUCUGGAUGACGUUAAAAGAUGGGAAACAAGGAAUUUUGCCCGCUGGACUUGUUGGAUUGAGCUCGAUCCCCAUCGAGAUGGAGAUAUCUGAGUUUGCUAGCGGCGAGGGAGGGAAGGGCAUGGCUGAGGCGAAGUUGGUGCAGAAGUUCAACGAGGCGGGUGAUGCAUUGGAUUUAAGGAGAAAUAGACAGGGAAAGGAGAGAGAAAAUUAAAGAAAAAAGGAAAAUUUGAGGAAAAAGGGGUAGGAUGAUUAUUUUGAUGUUUUUUUUUCAUUUGCCCUCAAAUCUAACAUCGGUUGACUGAGGGAUCGAUUGAUGUAAGUUGAGGACCAAAUUGAUAUUAUGGAGGACCAACUUGAUGUUACGAAA
Punica granatum (pomegranate) is the source of this 1519-nucleotide messenger RNA. Lineage: Eukaryota; Viridiplantae; Streptophyta; Magnoliopsida; Myrtales; Lythraceae. The record is from RefSeq and is a predicted model, not a curated record.